AUGAGCUCGCCGUUCAACCUCCUUACGACGGGGGCGCGUUUCGACCGGUCGCGCUUCUCAAACGACUUUGACCUCUUCACUAAGAAGAAGGCCAAGAAGGACAAAGGCAAGGGCAAGGCGAAGGAUGUGCUGCCGUCGUCGCUGAACUUCUUCGGCGACUCGAAGGCUGCGCCGGAAGAAUCCGACUCGGGCUCUGAAAGCGAUGCCUCCUCUUCGUCUUCCUCGUCUGCCGCCUCCAUCCCCGAGCCGCCGAAACAGAAGAUCACCCUUACUGGCCCCGAACCGCUGCCCGCCUCGCUCGGCACCGACCUCGAGUCGCUCUUCGAGAAGGACGACACGCUGAAGAAGCCGAUGCUGCGCAACCUCGCCUCCACUAACAUCCGGUCCCUGUGGGGUGUGCAGUGUGCCGUCGCCGGAUCCCUGCUCGACGGCCAGGACACGAUGUGCGUUGCCCCGACGGGUUCCGGAAAGACACUUGCGUACCUCCUUCCUCUUCUCGUCGCUCUCAAGACGCCGAGUAGGAAGAUGGACGACAAGGACAAGGGUGUUCGCUCGCUUAUUGUCGUGCCGACGCACGACCUCGCCGUUCAGAUCCAUCAGGUCCUCUCCGCCAUUUUGCCGCCGAAGUGGCGUGCGCUCGUCCUUUCCAAGGCGACGCAAAAGGCUGUGUGCGAGUCCGCCCCGGGACCCAAGUUCGGCAAGAUCGAGUCGGACGACGAUGACGAGGAAGAGGAGGAGCGGGAAGGCAACCUCGGUAUCGACUUCCUGAUUGCCACGCCGGAGAGGCUGCACCACCUCCUCGAUGAGGGACUUGUGACGCGCUACCUCGUGCUCGAUGAAUGUGACCGUCUCCUCUCGGCCGACUUCAAGCCGCAGGUCGUCCCCAUCGUCGACGCGUGCACGGGCGACGUGCAAAAGUGUCUCCUGUCGGCCACGAUGCCGGCUGGUGCCGAGGAGCUGGCGCGCGCGUGGCUGAAGGACGCGGGUGUGCGAGUCGUCGUGGGUCUUAAGGAUUCAGCGGUCACGACAGUGGACCAAUCACUCCUCUACACUGGAAGCGAGCAGGGCAAGCUCCUCGCGCUCCGAAACCUGAUCGCGGAGGGCGGAUUGCCGUACCCGUCGCUCAUCUUCGUCCAGAGCGUUGAGCGUGCUGACGAGCUCGCGCGCCAGCUCGUUCUCGAUGGCGUGCGCGCUGAGGCCGUGCACGGCGGCAAGUCCAAGACGCGGCGUGACCAGGCCAUCGCCGACUUCCGUACGGGUGCGGCGUGGGUGCUCGUCGUGACCGAGGUGCUUGCGCGUGGUAUGGACUUCCGUGGCGUCAAGGUUGUGGUGAACUAUGAUUUCCCGCAAACCGUUCCCUCGUACAUUCACCGUAUCGGCCGUACGGGCCGUGCUGGCCGUCCCGGAAAGGCGAUCACGUUCUUCUCGACCGAGGACGGUCCCUACCUCCGCACGAUCGCGAAUGUGCUCCGCGCUUCCGGCUGUGCUGUCCCCGAGUACAUGCUACAGAUGCCCAAGGCGAGCAAGAAUCUCAAGCGCAAGCUCGCCAAGGCGCCUGUUAAGCGCAAGGCUGUUGGCGGUGGUGGCAGGGACCUCAUCAAGGAGGCGGGCAAGAAGAAGAAGCAGAUGAUCGAGGCGAGCAAGCGAAGAAAGGAGGCUGCCGCUAAGGGCAAGGGCGAGAAGGAGGGCAAGGGAGGGAAGAAGGCGGAGAAGAUGGACGAGAGCGACUAG
This is a messenger RNA of Trichosporon asahii var. asahii CBS 2479, 1731 nucleotides long. RefSeq lists its product as uncharacterized. Gene Ontology annotation, molecular function: ATP binding; nucleic acid binding. NCBI's taxonomy places the organism in Eukaryota, Fungi, Basidiomycota, Tremellomycetes, Trichosporonales, Trichosporonaceae. The record is from RefSeq and is a predicted model, not a curated record. Gene Ontology annotation, cellular component: 90S preribosome. Gene Ontology annotation, biological process: maturation of SSU-rRNA. The transcript is spliced from 5 exons. Bases 1 to 1731 code for a protein of 576 amino acids.